GGAAAGUGGAAAAGAGCUUCUGCAAACCGAAGACGAAACGAGAUAUGCUUCUACAGAGUGCAGCUCAAGACCUAUCUUCCUCUGCUUUCACCAUUGCCACUGCUUCCACCUUCUUCUCUUUUAACGCUAAACAAAACCUCAUUCUCACUGCUCCCAUGCGCACUGCCUUCUCCUCUUCCAUUAGGGCUUUUCGCUUUGUCGCCUUCUCUCCUUCUCUCCGAAACCUUUUCUCCGAUUCCUCGCCCCAAACUAUUUUACCCUUCAAUCGAAACCGUAACCGUCGAUUAUCUCUCUUUCAGCCGUCUUCGGCGGCUUCUGCUUCGACUGCAUCGCUUCAGCAGUUGUUGAGUGAAGAUGAGAGGGUUAGAGUUGAGGAGAGUUGGGAUUUGGUUACUGAGAGUGAAAAAGAGGUUUUUGAUUUUGAUGCUGCGUCGGCCGCCAACGAUUUCAAGCAUUUGGAGUCCCCUUCGUUUGAAGUGAAGGAACUGGAAGAGCUUCCGGAGCAGUGGAGGAGAUCGAGGUUGGCGUGGCUGUGUAAGGAAUUGCCGUCGCAUAAGCCAGCGACCCUUAUUCGGAUACUUAAUGCGCAGCGGAAGUGGAUGACUCAGGAAGAUGCUACUUAUGUUACUGUUCAUUGUAUGAGGAUUCGUGAGAAUGAGGCCAGCUUCAGGGUGUACAAAUGGAUGAUCCAACAGCACUGGUUUCGGUUUGAUUUUGCACUAGCUAGUAGACUAGCAGAUUUUAUGGGCAAGGAGCGAAAAUUUUCGAAGUGUCGGGAGAUAUUUAAUGACAUAAUCAAUCAGGGUAAGGUGCCCAGUGAAUCUACAUUCCAUAUUCUGACUGUUGCAUAUCUCAGUGCACCUAUUCAAGGUUGUCUGGAGGAAGCAUGUGGCAUUUACAACCGCAUGAUUCAGUUUGGAGGCUACCAACCCCGCCAUAGUUUACACAAUUCUCUUUUUAAAGCUCUCACUAGUAAACCUGGAGGUGCAUCAAAAUGUUAUUUAAAGCAGGCGGAGUUCAUUUUUCAUAACUUGGUAUCAUCUGGACUUGAGAUACACAAGGAGAUUUAUGUUGGUCUGAUAUGGCUCCACAGUUAUCAGGAUAAUAUUGAUAGAGAAAGGAUAAUAGAACUGAGGAAAGAGAUGCAAGAGGCAGGAAUCAAAGAGGGAACAGAUGUUCUUCUAUCCCUAUUGAGAGCUUGCUCCAAAGAAGGAGACACAGAGGAAGCAGAAAGAACUUGGCUAAAACUCCUGAAGUCUGAAUGUAGUCUCCCUUCUCAAGCUUUUGUUUAUCGCAUGGAAGUCUAUUCAAAAGUCGGAGAACCUAUGAAAUCGUUGGAGAUAUUCAGAGGGAUGCAGGAGCAUUUGGGGUCUACCAGUGUUGUGGCAUAUCAUAAGAUCAUAGAGGUGAUGUGUAAAGCCCACGAAAUGGAAGCUACAGAAACCCUAAUGGAUGAGUUCCAAAAUAGUGGUCUAAAGCCCCUUAUGCCAUCUUUUGUUGAUCUAAUGGGUAUGUACUUCGAUUUGAGCUUGCACAACAAAGUGGAGUCAACUUUCAUCCAGUGCCUUGAGAACUGCCAUCCCAAUCGAACUAUUUACAAUAUAUACUUGGAUUCAUUGGUAAAAAUUGGUAAUAUUGGUAAGGCCGAGGAGAUCUUCAACCGAAUGCUCAAUGAUGUGAUGAUUGGUGUCAACACUCGGGCAUGCAAUGUCAUCUUAGGGUUGUAUCUCUCUUCUGGAGAGCAUGUGAAGGCAGAAAAGAUAUAUGACUUGAUGUGCCAAAAGAAAUAUGAUAUUGAAUCUCAAUUGAUGGAAAAAAUUGAUUAUAUUCUGAGCUUAAAGAGAAAGGUGGUUAGGAAGCCCAUAAGUCUAAAACUCAGCAAAGAACAAAGGGAGAUCUUGGUUGGCUUGCUAUUGGGUGGUUUGCAGAUAGAAUCGGAUGAAGAAAGGAGGAAUCAUGCACUCUAUUUUGAUUUCAGUGAAAACUCUAAUGUACAUUGUGUUCUAAAAAGACAUUUAUUUGAUCUGUACCAUGAGUGGUUACAUUUCUCUGGCAGGUCAAAUGAUGAGAGUGAUGACGUACCAAAUCGAUUCUCUACAAUUGCACAUACUUAUUUUGGCUUUUAUGCAGACCAGUUCUGGCCCAAAGGCCGCCCUAUGAUUCCGAAGCUCAUUCAUCGUUGGCUGUCACCUCGUGUUCUAGCAUACUGGUAUAUGUAUGGGGGCCUCAGAUCAUCCUCAGGGGAUAUUUUACUGAAACUAAAGGGUGGUAGUGAGGAAGGUGUUAAAACAAUUGUCAAGACAUUAAAAGAAAAAUCAUUGGACUGCAGGGUCAAGAAGAAGGGUAAAGUGUUUUGGAUUGGUUUCCUGGGAAGCAAUUCUGUCUGGUUCUGGAAACUUACAGAACCUUACAUUCUGGAUGGCUUAAAAGAUCUUCUAAAAGCAGAUGGCCACUCCUUGGAAGGUGAAAUGGCUGAAGACCAAAGCAUCAGCUUCAAUACCGAGUCUGAUUCAGAUGAGGGCUUCUAACUACAGCAGUAAGAAUGAUCUUCAGGACAGCCAUUAGUACAUGUAGAUGCUAACACAAAUGUACACAUGUUUAUAUUAUUUUAGUUACUAAAGCUUGAAACAGCAAUUGCAAAUCUGAGUCCCACAUCUCUUUCUUGCCACGCUGACCAAUUCAUAGUGGCAGCUUUUGGGAGAGAUCAAAAAGAUGCUUCUCCAAGGCAUAGAGGUUAAGUUUCUCCAUGGUUAAAUUAAUGAAUGAUUUUUCAGUGAUUUGCUAAAUUAGUCCAAUUCUAAAAGGGGUUGUAGUGUUAAAUUCUUCAUGCUCUUUAGAUUGUUAAAUCACAAGACCUGAGUUUUCCUUGUUUAUUGGUGAUUAUUAUUAUCAUUACCAUUGUAUAUAAUAUGAAAAUUAAACUGGAUGUUACUGCA
Molecule: messenger RNA, 2936 nt
Organism: Telopea speciosissima
Lineage: Eukaryota; Viridiplantae; Streptophyta; Magnoliopsida; Proteales; Proteaceae
Product: pentatricopeptide repeat-containing protein At2g15820, chloroplastic-like
Exons: 2
Coding region: 45-2528 (827 amino acids)
Biological process (GO): Group II intron splicing; mRNA cis splicing, via spliceosome; photosystem I assembly
Molecular function (GO): endonuclease activity; protein binding
Source: RefSeq, a predicted model, not a curated record